This is a messenger RNA of Fusarium subglutinans, 678 nucleotides long. Its product is annotated as glutathione S-transferase. The record is from RefSeq and is a predicted model, not a curated record. Bases 1 to 678 code for a protein of 225 amino acids. The transcript is spliced from 4 exons. Lineage: Eukaryota; Fungi; Ascomycota; Sordariomycetes; Hypocreales; Nectriaceae. Gene Ontology annotation, molecular function: glutathione binding; glutathione transferase activity. Gene Ontology annotation, cellular component: cytoplasm.
AUGUCUCAAUUAACACUUUAUACCGACAGCCGGUUCCCUUGUCCCCAGCGACUACAAUUGGUAAUUCUCGAGCUGGGCCUCAACAUCACCAACAUUCAUGAGGUGGACAUUAUCAAGCGUGAGCAGCAGAAGCCGGAGUUCCUCGAAAUCAACCUUUUCGGCGCUGUCCCGUGCCUCCAGGACCACUCGCAUGAUCCAGUUCUUGUUCUGACCGAGUCACGCGCUAUUGCUCGAUAUCUCGCUGAUCGAUAUGGCGGACCGGACAAUAAACUCAUACCCGAUGGUCAAGUUGCAAAGGCCAAGUUUGAAGAGGCUGCAUCUAUCGAAUUGACCUCUUUCGAUGCUGUUGCGAACCCACUGGCCUUUGAAGCCUACUUUAAGUCGCAAUUCAUGAAGCAAGAGCCCAAUGAACAGGUCGUCAGGGAUCUUAAAAAGAAACUUGAACGAGUUCUGAGACUCCUUGACCAAAAGCUCAGCACACAGCCUUUCAUGGCUGGCGAGACUGUGACACUGGUCGACUUUUUCUACGUCCCGUAUAUGCACUACCUGCAAGAUGGAGUUUGGCCUACCCUUCUAGAGGCUCACACAAAUCUACUUACUUGGUGGAACCGGAUGAAAGGCCGAGCUUCUUACCGACAAAUUUAUGUGGAUGGAAACAGCGGGAUUGACGAUGUUUAG